AUGCCUCCUGAAAAUACAAAACCUGUUCCUCAACAUAUUCUUGAUGCUAAUCCUGCUCCUAAAAAUCCUGAAAAUGAAACACCAUAUGAAAAAACAAAUCGAUUAGCACGUAUUCAAUAUGCUACUAAUAAAUAUUAUGAAUUAAAUUCACAUUUAAUUCAAGAAGAAUCUCAAGCAAAUAAUGAACAAUCUGAUAAUGAAUUGAAUGAAUUUGAUAAUGAAGAAUUUGAUCCUAAUCAAAUUUCAAUUAUCGAGCAACAACAAAAGACAUUUCUUUCAGCCAGGGGUCUAAAAAUGUUGCGAGAAGGCAAAUUUGCGAUGGGCGAUCCCAAUAUUCAAAAAGAUAUGUCGCUUUUAUUUUCAUCAUCUGACGACUUAGACUCCAAAUCAAAAUUAGAUGUUUCUUGGAGAACUAAA
Molecule: messenger RNA, 417 nt
Organism: Cetraspora pellucida
Lineage: Eukaryota; Fungi; Glomeromycota; Glomeromycetes; Diversisporales; Gigasporaceae
Source: the annotation of a GenBank genome assembly